Messenger RNA from Colletotrichum destructivum, 1321 nucleotides. Its product is annotated as Putative phytanoyl-CoA dioxygenase. The coding region runs from base 197 to 1129 and encodes 310 amino acids. The transcript has 3 exons. Lineage: Eukaryota; Fungi; Ascomycota; Sordariomycetes; Glomerellales; Glomerellaceae. The record is from RefSeq and is a predicted model, not a curated record.
CCUGCCCUGGUCAGAGAGACUUAACAUGCGGUCCCUUCGACGAGCGCUCAAAAUCAGCAACAGUGUCAUCAUUAUCAUCAUCGCAUCUGACUUCAAAUCUCCCUUGACUCGAUCAGUGCGACACGACCCACAUGUCUAGAAACCUAAACUCGUUCGUUGUCAUCGAAACCUGCAUCGCGCCAACUCUUCCUGCAAAAUGCCCAACGUUUCGGCCAACUACGGGCCUGAAGUCCAAAAAGUCCCCGCAGACACACCCAUAGAAGACAUUAUCUACCUCCUCAAGCGUGAUGGUGGCGUCUUUCUCAAGCAACUCAUCCCCGUCGCCGACGUAGACCAGGCUUGGGAAGAAUGCCGAGAACGCCUAGAGAACGAUGUCGAAUGGAACGGCUCGUUCUUCCCUAAGCAGACGCAGCGGGCAACUGCCCUACUAGCUCUCAGUCCUACCUAUGCCAAGACCCAAGUAAUGAACUCCGUCUACCAACAAGUGUGCGACCAUUUCUUGACCACCCGAAGCUGUUUCUGGUGGGGUAGCGAAAAAAAGGAGUCGGUGUCCAAGCCUUACGUCCACUCAUGCACAGCCAUGAGAAUCGGCCCCGGUGGCAAAGCCCAGCCUUUGCACCGCGACGACUAUAUCAGCCACAACCACCAUCCGGAAGUGGGCAGCUGGGACGACGAGAGGGACAAGAAUCGAGAGUCGGCCGUCGGACUGUUUGUGGCUGGGAGCAAAGUCACUAAGGAGAACGGGGGCACCCAGUUCAUCCCCCGAAGCCAUCUUUGGGGUACUGACCGAGAUGUUCCGCCUCGGGUUGAAGAAUGCAUCUACGCCGAGAUGGAGAAAGGCGAUGCCUUCAUCAUGCUGGCCUCUGCUUACCACGCAGGAGGUCACAACACAACAAAGGACGAGAAGCGGUUGGUGUUUGCAACAUUUGUCACGCGGGGAUACCUCCGACAGGAAGAAAACCAGUUCUUGUCUGUUCCCCAGGAAAUCGCGAAACAGUAUGACCGACCGAUCCAGGAGUUUAUGGGAUAUGCCAUCAGCGAGCCAGCAUGCGGGUACGUUGACCAAUUAGAUCCAAUCUUCGUGCUCAGACCGGAGUUGAAAGGUGAUGGUCGGCCAACAGAUUUUUGAGCAGGGGAAGAAGUCAUUUGUAAAUACCUAAUUCAGGCAGACACAUAGGAAAAUCCAGUAAAGCCCCCCCAAGAGCCUUAUUUAGUAGGCAAAGCAAAAAAAACCCCUAUUGAGGGAAUCUUUGCAACCAGAUUGUCGUCCACUCCACCCCUUCCCAGUCGAGCAUCCCAAUGCGGGGUGACGAGUUAUUCG